Oncorhynchus masou masou (cherry salmon) is the source of this 1444-nucleotide messenger RNA. Its product is annotated as twinfilin-2-like. The transcript is spliced from 9 exons. Lineage: Eukaryota; Metazoa; Chordata; Actinopteri; Salmoniformes; Salmonidae. The annotation marks the transcript as partial. Gene Ontology annotation, cellular component: actin filament; myofibril; cytoplasm. Gene Ontology annotation, biological process: actin filament depolymerization; barbed-end actin filament capping; regulation of lamellipodium assembly. The record is from RefSeq and is a predicted model, not a curated record. Gene Ontology annotation, molecular function: actin monomer binding; actin filament binding.
CUUGUCUACCAUACCAUUGUAGCAUCGGAUGAACUGAAGGACUUCCUGGCCAGGGUGAGGGGAGGGACCAUCAGAAUAGCAAAGAUUGUCAUCAGAGAUGAGGAACUGGUGCUAGGCGCAUACAGAGAACCUGCAAAGAGCUGGGACAAGGACUAUGAUCACUUCCUCCUUCCUCUGCUGGUGGCUCAGGAGCCCUGCUACAUCCUGUACCGCCUUGACACCCAGAAUGCACAGGGCUAUGAAUGGAUCUUCAUCGCUUGGUCACCUGAUCAAUCACCAGUGAGGGAGAAGAUGGUCUACGCUGCCACCCGUGCCACAUUAAAGAAGGAGUUUGGCGGAGGCCACAUCAAGGAUGAGAUGUUUGGCACAGUUGAGGAAGACCUGUGUUUCCAGGGGUACCUGCGUCACAUGUCUUCCUGCUCCUCCCCUGCACCUCUCACAGUAGCGGAGCAGGAGCUGCAGCGAAUAAAAAUCACAGAGGAUGAGCGUAGAAGGUUAAGCAACACUCCUAGAGGACGCGCAAAGGUGACAAUGGAGUUUGGUUUGGACAAAAGGCACCAGGCUCUUACAGGCCUGGUGUUCCCUCUACAGGAGGAGGCCAAACGCGCUCUGCAGCAACUCAAGCAGAAACGUAUCAACUACAUACAGCUGAAGUUGGACACAGAGAAAGAGACAGUCGAGCUGGUCCACACCAACCCCACAGAGACUCGUGAGCUUCCCUACAGAAUCCCUACUGACACACCCAGAUACCACUUCUUCAUCUUCAAACACUCCCACCAAGGACAGCAACAGGAGGCUCUGGUGUUCAUCUACUCCAUGCCAGGCUAUAGCUGUAGCAUUAAGGAGCGGAUGUUGUACUCUAGCUGUAAGAACCCCCUACUGGAUGAGGUGGAGAGAGACUACCGUCUAGAUAUCGCCAAAAAGAUUGAGAUUGACGGUGGGGAUGGGCUGACGGAGGAGUUUCUGUAUGAGGAGGUCCAUCCCAUUGAACACACUCUGAAGCAGGUGUUCGCCAAGCCACGUGGGCCUGGGGGGAAGAGGGGUAACAAGCGCCUCGUCAAGGGGGCCGGAGAGAACGGGGAAGAGAGCUAGAGAGUGACAGGAACAGACUCACACCCAAACCUCCACGUAUAACCUGGCCUCUUUCUCCUCAACUGUCUGUUUCUUACCUUGUGGAUCUGAUAGUGCUUAUUUUAAGAUAAAGCAACCUCUCAAGGUCUAUUUUUUAUGUUAUGCAACAUUACUUGUAUGUUCCCUUUUUCCACUUUGUCCAUCGUUUCACCAUCAGUGCCCUGGUGCCCAUACUAAAAGACACAUCACCUUGCCCUUCCCCGAAAGGACUGAUCACAGUCAGAUGAAGGUUCAAUCAGAUACAGGUUGAAUCAUGUCAGGAUGCUCAUUAUUUUACAUCAUCUUCCAAUAAAUAAAAAAUGAUUUAAUUUAA